AUGUCGUAUCACAGUAACAGUAACUGUGGGGUGAAAAUGGAAUCCGAGGGUCGUCGCAAUCAAAGGGUGUGGUCAGAAUCAGUUUCAAAAUGUACGUACCAAGGACUGGACAGUAGUACGAAAUUAAAUUCUAACGUGCAGGUGUCUAAUAGAACUAUAGCAGACGUGUCUGUUCCAGGCACCUCGAGGCACGGAUUUCCUGAACCGGACAUGAAUUGUUCCGUGUCGGAAAUGAUGGGAAGCGAGGAAAGGAAGGGAGUAGUUGAGGUUUUAAACCGAGGUUCUGGAGAGUGUACUAACAAUUUAUUUAACACAACCUCGUCUUACGGUCCAGUUAGAAAAUUCAAUUCUACAAGUCGAGCGACACCUUAUUCACUCUCCGCUUGCGACUCCGGAAAUAAUUACAUCACAAAGUCUUCGUACCGGCACACGAAUGUUAAACUGCUUAAUUAA
Lottia gigantea (owl limpet) is the source of this 453-nucleotide messenger RNA. RefSeq lists its product as hypothetical. The transcript is spliced from 2 exons. Lineage: Eukaryota; Metazoa; Mollusca; Gastropoda; Lottiidae. The coding region runs from base 1 to 453 and encodes 150 amino acids. The record is from RefSeq and is a predicted model, not a curated record.